Molecule: messenger RNA, 207 nt
Organism: Aspergillus ibericus CBS 121593
Lineage: Eukaryota; Fungi; Ascomycota; Eurotiomycetes; Eurotiales; Aspergillaceae
Exons: 2
Coding region: 1-207 (68 amino acids)
Source: RefSeq, a predicted model, not a curated record
AUGGUCAACGAAUUCCAACACCGCACCUUCACCUGCGCCGCCGAUUGCACCUGCAUGUACAGCACCGAUCUCGCCUCGGAGUGCCAGAUCCGCGGCACCGGCGUGCUUCACGAAUACGGGUACGCGACGGGUCGGACGGGCAAGUGGGUGGGUAUUCUCAUUGGGAUUAUUGCGGUGUAUCGGUUGUUUGGGAAGAGGUUGGGCUGA